AUGGAGCAAGCGUUAGUAAACAAUCAUCUCCCUACUCACUUUUCAUUCUGCCCGCUCCUUCUCUUCCUUCCUAUCGUUAUUUUCUUCUCGGGUCCCAUAUCAAUCCCACCCAGUACAAUUCUGAACGAUUGCUUGGAUGGUGAUGACUGGCAAGAGACUCGACCUCCAUUUCACUGGAUUCCGAGGACAAGCCAAUCACGGACCAUUUUAACAAACCUCUCAUAUAAUAGCCCAUCCUUUUUUUCUAUUUUCUAUCUCGAAUUUUCAUGUUUCCCCUUCCAUUUUUUUCAUGUUUCCUUCCUUCCAUUUCUCUCUCCUCCUCCCUCCUCCUCCUUCCUUCCUUCCUUCCUUCCUUCCUCCCUUCCUUCCUUCCUUCCUUCCUUCCUUCCUCCCUCCCCUCCUUCCUUCCUUCCUUCCUUCCUCCCUCCCUCCCUCCCUCCCUUCCUCCCUUCCUUCCUUCCUUCCUUCCUUCUUCCUUCCUUCCCCUUCCUCCCUCCUUCCUUCUUUUCCUUCCUUCCUUCCUUCCUUUCCUUCCUUCCUCCCUCCCUCCCUUCCUUCCUCCCUCCCUUUCCUUCCUUCCUUCCUUCCUUCAGUUUGUUUAUCACGUUAUGUAUCGAUCAUUUUUUUCAUAUCUCUCUAUCUCAAUCUUUCUUCGCCCCAUCCUCUUCCAAUACCUUUUUACGGUUUUUCUCCUCCAUAACCUGCCUUUAUGCUAAAAACCUACCCAACUCCAUCUCUCUCUCUCUCUCUCUCUCUGUCUUUCUUUUUUCUUUCGCUCUCUCUCUCUCUCUCUCUCUCUCUCUCUCUCUCUCUCUCACUUUCUCUUCACACACUUUCGUUUUUUGUUUUGUUUUGUUUUUGUUUUUUUGCUUUCUCGAAAGUAAAGGCUUGUUUUUGCAUUCACUUGAUGGACUCGGAGACACUAUAUUUCAGAUUUAA
Messenger RNA from Acanthosepion pharaonis, 939 nucleotides. NCBI's taxonomy places the organism in Eukaryota, Metazoa, Mollusca, Cephalopoda, Sepiida, Sepiidae. The record is from the annotation of a GenBank genome assembly.